This is a messenger RNA of Scophthalmus maximus (turbot), 10509 nucleotides long. It is a transcript of the gene nav3, whose product is annotated as neuron navigator 3. The transcript is spliced from 40 exons. Gene Ontology annotation, biological process: nervous system development; neurogenesis. Gene Ontology annotation, molecular function: protein binding; ATP hydrolysis activity; ATP binding. Lineage: Eukaryota; Metazoa; Chordata; Actinopteri; Pleuronectiformes; Scophthalmidae. The record is from RefSeq and is a predicted model, not a curated record. Bases 227 to 7441 code for a protein of 2404 amino acids.
UUGCUGUAGGCUACAGAAUGAGCGCAGUUGCUUCCCUCUCAGUCUGAGAGGCAACUGCUGUUUUUUUUCUUUUCUUUUCUUUUUUUUUUUUUUUUUUUUCCAUUUUCCCCUUCCUUUUUUGUAGACGUCAGUAGGAGACACUGCAGAUUUAUUUCCCUUCCCCUCACUUUACUUUCUGGACCGCUCUCCCACUCCUGUGUUAUUAUUUUUGUGCCUGUGAAGUACCAUGCCGGUGGUUGGUGUAGCCUCCAAGCUCAGGCAACCCUCCCCAGUGGGCACGAAACCGGUCCACACGGCUCUCCCCAUCCCCAGUGCAGUGAGGGCGGCCACCUCGCAGGGCUACAUGGCCCGACAGCAGGAGCUCAGGGCAGGUGAGGGCGCCCUGGGGCUCUCCUGCCAGCUGUCAAUCAAGUCUGAGUACCGGCAGGAGAGGGUGCCCGAUGGGAAGUCCAGAGCUGAGACGGAGGAGAGCAAGAUCUGCAAGAUUUACACAGACUGGGCCAAUCACUACCUGGCCAAGUCGGGCUGUCCGCGCCUCAUCAAGGACUUGAGCCAGGACAUCACCGAUGGAGUCCUGCUGGCACAGAUCAUCCAGAUCAUAGCGAAUGAGAAGGUGGAGGAUAUCAAUGGCAGCCCCAGGAGCCAGUCACAAAUGAUUGAAAAUGUGGACACCUGUCUCAGUUUCCUGGAUGCCAGAGGAGUGAAUGUACAAGGGCUCUCAUCAGAAGAGAUCAGGAAUGGCAACCUAAAGAGCAUCCUGGGCCUCUUCUUCAUCCUGUCGCGCUACAAGCAACAGCAGCAACAACAACAGCAGUACUACCAGUCCCUGGUGGAGCUCAGCCAACAGACCAGCAGCGCAGCACCGUCCUCCAGCAGCCACAAGACACAAGAGAUGCAGUCCAGUCUCACAGCACGAUAUGCAAGUCCUCCGGGCCACAGUGGAAUAGGGUCACCUCAAAAGAAAAACACAAGGUUACCGGGGCCCUCCAGGGUACCUGCUGCAGGCAGCGGGGCCUCCAGGAGCCCUGGCUCGUCCAACCUCAACCGUCGCAGCCAGAGUUUCAACAGCAUCGACAAGAGCAAGCCUCUUCAAUAUGCCAGUGGCAACGACAGAGAAGCAGUGAGGGGCAUCCCAGUACCCAGCGGGAUGAACGGGAGCGGUAUUGUUGGGACGGUUCCCACGAGCAUCAGUGGGCAGCAGCUGGCCUCUGCCAUCCCCUCACCUACUGCCGGCAAGUCCUGGCGCAGCAAGUCCAUGAACCUCAAGCACAGCGCCACUUCGUCCAUGCUGGCCAGCCCUACGCACUCACCCUCCACUACCCCUUCACCCCAGGGCCCAGAAGGACUUCAACCACACGGAAGCGAUGGAUCAAAAGUUGGCGGUGGAUCCCAGAGGUCAAUGCUGGAGAAGUUCCGUCUGAUUAACCCUAGAUCGGCUUCACGAGCGUCACCGUCUGUGGCAGAGAUGGCUCUGCAGGAGGAGGAUGACCUAUCUGAGUAUGGUGAGGAUGGAUUGACACCCACGGGGUCGGUGUGCAGCAGCGGCAGUAGCAGUGCUACUGCCAAGCAGAUGCCAACAAAGACCCCCGCAUCGUCCCUCACUGCACUUGGCAAGACGUCCUCUUCGUCCCCCUCCUCCACAUUUUCAAAAGCUUCUGCUAACGGCAGCAGAUCUAUAGCCUCGUCCAAAGACAAGGAGGACAGAAGCAAGUCUGGGAAGUCUUCUAAGGAUACCUCUCCACCCAAAGAUGAGCGCGAGUCAUUUGCAGACUCCACCAAGAAGUCCUCCAAAAUUGCCAGCCUCAUCCCCAAGGGUGGGAAGCCAUCAUCAGGGAAGAAAGAUGGUGGCGCCGCCUCGGCUUCCAGCAGCAUCCCAAAGCCAGGACUCAAAGCUCCCUCGACUACAACAGCAAAGCCUCAGAGUCAGACCGCUUUAAACAGCAGCGGCAACAUGAGGGGAGGAGAGGGCGAGAGAGGCAAGCUGACGAAAGGAGGGCAGGGUGGGAGCUUCUACAUGCAGCGUUCCAUCGGGGGCCCCGAAGGAAAACGGACCAGCAUGACCUCCUCCACCAGCACCUCAGCCCUGUCUGGGUCCAGUGGGAUGCUGGUGGGUGGAGGUGGAGGUGGAGGGGCGCUGGGAGGGAAUGGAGUAGUUCAGCUUCCCCAGCAGCAGCAGCACAACCAUCCCAAUACUGCCACUGUGGCCCCCUUCAUGUACAGGACAUUCUCAGAAAAUGACUGCACCAUGGUGGCCCCAGCCGACCCCUGCCUCAGCCCCACCAAGGGAGAGCUGGUCUACAGCAAGACAGCCAAACAGUGCCUGGAGGAGAUAUCAGGAGAGGACCCUGAGACAAGACGCAUGAGGACGGUGAAGAACAUCGCAGACCUGCGGCAGAACCUGGAAGAAACCAUGUCCAGCCUCCGGGGGACGCAGAUCAGCCACAGUACGCUAGAAACAACCUUUGACAGCACGGUAACCACUGAGGUCAACGGGCGGAGUCUCCCAGCCCUCACCGCACGCUCCUCUCCCAUGGCCUGGCGACUGGGCCAGACCCAAACCCCACGUCUCCAGGCAGGCGACGCCCCCUCAAUGCCCAGCAGCUAUGCUGCGCCCAGGGCGAGCUCGACGGGCGCUGGCACCACAACGGGGCGCUACAGUGGGCACUCGGACCCCACCAGGUUUGUGUACAGCGCCCCCCUGAGGCGAGCAGCAGCGGCGAGGGGGGCGGAGCAAGGGGAGAAGGGAGGAGGAGGGCUGGAAAGAGGGAAGCAGAUGGAGGUGGCAGGGUACAUGAGUGAUGGGGACAUCCUAGGGAAGACUGACCGGAUGGAUGAGAUCACCAGCGGAUACCUGACAGACGGGGGCCUCCAUCUGUAUGCGCGGAACACAGGCCGAGGCUCAGACGUAGCCUCUUCACGAGAAAUAUCCCAGAGAGGAAGCAAAGAGAUGCAGGGCGACGUAGACAGUUGGGAUGACAGCAGCUCGGUGAGCAGCGGCCUGAGCGACACGUUGGACAACAUCAGCACAGAUGAUCUAAACACACCCGCCUACACCGCUGUCAGCUCAACACGCAAAAGCAAGGGAGCGCAGUCCCAGACAGGAAGCAGGUCCAAGCAUGCAGAGCAGGAGGUGAGCAGCAGCUGGGCCGGAGCCGAGGACCUGAAGAAGGUAGAGGAAGAGCUGGACGCAAGCAUGGACCCCGGCAGCGGCACCUCUCGCUGGAAGUCUUCCUCAUCCUCCUCAUCCUCCCAAGCCCAGGGCCAGUACGAGGACGCCGGUCAGAAAGCCGCUGCGCUGGCCCAGAUGUCCCAGACGGGCUCGUGGAGGAGGGGCAUGACCGCCCAGGUGGGCAUCACGCCACCCAGGAGCAAGGGCGCAUCUGCCGCACACAAAUCACCAGGCAAAACGGAUGAUGCCAAGGCCUCGGAGAAGGGCAAGGCACCUUCAAAGAGUUCAGCUGGCAUCCAGCGCUCACCCUCAGAUGCCGGGAAGAGCAGUGGAGACGAAGGCAAGAAACCCCCCUCUGGCAUUGCACGGCCACCCACCACAGGCUCAUUUGGCUACAAGAAGAUCCCAGGUCCCACUGGCACCCUAAUCACCUCCAGUGGGGCGACGCUCGCCAGCGGCUCAGCCACUCUGGGCAAGGCGCCCAAAUCCUCAGCUGCCCUCGGCAAAGGCACAGGCAUCGGCGGCGUGCGGAAGACCAGCCUGGACGGCUCACAGCCCCAGGAUGACGGCAUUCUGCUCAGCUGCGGGGGCUCCAAAGUGACCCUCCAGUACCGCUCUCUACCCAGACCGGCCAAAUCCUCCAGUGGGGUGGCAGCAGCGCGCAGCGGGCAUCGCUCCAGCUCCAGCAGCAUCGACUCAAAUGUCAGUGGCAAGUCGGCCGGCGGGGUGGGGACACAAACGGGCACCAAGCGUAGGGACGGAAAAGUGGCCUCCGAUCGCUCCAGUCCCGUCACGAUAAACCAGACAGACAAGGAGAAAGUGGCGGUGUCAGACCAGGACCCAGGAACAGGAUUAUCCACCUCCCCCAAAUCCAGCCCCACCUCCACUUCAACAGGCCUCAGGCAGCCAGGCUCCAAGUACCCUGAUAUUGCUUCUCCCACCUUCCGCAGAUUGUUUGGCACCAAAGCCAGCAGCAAGGCCAGCUCCCCGGGCACGCCCGACUCUGGCAAGUGCCCCUCAAUACUGGGCAGCCCCCACGGCACAUUGGCAAGGCAGGCCAGUCUGGACUCGCCCUCCUCUGGCACAGGGAGCCUGGGCAGCGGUGGCGGCCUGAGUGGUGGCAGCAGCCCACUGUACGGUAAAACCCCAGACUUGUGCACUGACUCCCCGGCCUCCAGCCCGGCCUCUGGCCUCUCCCUGCCCUCCAGCGCUCGGCCCUGGCCUGCCUGUAGCUCCUCAGCUGGCAGCAAGGACACACUGAGCUGCCAAAGCAUGACCAGUCUGCACACCAGCUCUGAGUCCAUUGAUCUGCCGCUGGGCCACCAUGGGCCAAAGAUUACACGAACCGGCAGUGUCAAGUCCACCCUGUCUGAGGGCAUGCCUCUUGACAGAAACACGCUUCCCAAAAAGGGACUGAGGUACCCUCCGUCCUCCCGGCAGACAUCCCACGAGGAAGCGAAGGAGUGGUUGAGGUCCCAUUCAACAGGGGGGCUUCAGGACACAGGCAGCCAGUCCCCACUCUCUCCACCAGGAGCUUCCUGCACCACCACUGGAAAAUACCACUACUCAAACCUACUGAGUCCCACGAACAUUAGCCAGUAUAACCUGCCACCGAGCAGCAGCAGCAGCAUGAGCCGCUCCAACAGCAUCCCCGCCCACGACUCCUUUGACCUGUAUGGAGAGGGUCACCCAUUGGGUGGCAGCGCAACCUCCUUGGAGGACCGACCGCGGGGCAUCAGCCGCUCUGGCUCCUUCAGGGACAGCACCGAUGAAGUCCAUGGCUCCUCACUGUCCCUGGUCUCCAGCACGUCCUCACUGUAUUCUGCAACAGAGGAGAAAGCACACUCAGAGGGCCAAACUGUCCAAAAUUCCACGCAAAUCAGAAAGCUGCGCCGGGAGCUGGACGCCUCUCAGGAGAAGGUGGCGACCCUGACGUCUCAGCUAUCUGCCAACGCUCACCUGGUGGCAGCCUUCGAAAAAAGCCUGAGUAACAUGACCUGCCGUCUGCAGAGCCUCACCAUGACUGCCGAACAAAAGGAGUCUGAGUUAGUUGAGUUGCGGGAGACGAUAGAGUCGCUGAAGACCCAGAACACAGACGCCCAGACGGCCAUUCAGGUGGCUCUGAAUGGCCCUGACCACCUCCACAGAGACCUGCGGAUUAGACGGCAGCACUCGUCCGAGAGCAUGUCCAGCAUCAACAGCGCGGCCAGUCACUCCAGCAUGGGCAGCUUGGGCAAGGAUGCCGAAGACAAAAAGAAGAAGAAGAAGAGCUGGGUGGCUGAUUCCAUCCCGGCUCAGUUGCGCAGCUCCUUCAAGCAGGCAUUCAGCAAGAAGAAAACCAAAUCCCAGUCAGCCCACGACGAGAUGGAGGAGAUGAUCGACUCACUGCCGUCCUCGCCCAAACUGCAGCACGACAAUAGGCAAGGCAGCAUUGCCACGCUGCGCUCUUCGCCCUCCACCACAGAGUUGUGCGAAUGCACCGAGGCCGAGGCAGAAAUCGUCCUCCAGCUGAAGAACGAGUUGAGAGAGAAGGAGCUCAAGUUGACAGACAUUCGCCUCGAGGCGCUCAGCUCCGCCCACCACCUUGACCAGAUCCGAGAGGCCAUGAACCGCAUGCAGAAUGAGAUUGAGAUCCUGAAGGCAGAAAACGAUCGCCUCAAGUCCAGCGGCAACGCAACACCCACAGCCACGCCCGUCAAAACUGCCCGGCCGCCGUCCGAGACCUCCAGCACCUCCUCGUCCUCGUCCCGUCAGUCCUUGGGGCUGUCGCUCAACAACCUCAACAUCACUGACACCAUCAUGUCAGAUAUUCUGCUAGAUGACAGCUACGAGGGCAAUCUGCGCAAAGAGGGCCGGAGUGUGCGGAUAGUGGUGACCAUCAGCAGCGGGCCAUAUACCACUAAGGGUACACAAACCCAGGAGUACCUGAUUGGGUCGAUAGGUGUGAGUGGGAAAACCAAGUGGGACGUCCUGGACGGGGUGAUACGACGCCUCUUCAAGGAGUAUGUGUUUCGGGUGGACCCCCUGACCAGCCUGGGUCUCAACUCAGACAGCAUCGUCUGCUACAGGAUGGGCGGGGUGGUUCGUGCCCACGCCUCCGAAGUGCCAGAGCUGCUGCCCUGCGGCUACCUGGUGGGCGACAACAACAUCAUCAAGGUCAACCUCAAAGGAGUGAAGGAGAACAGCAUAGACAGUCUGGUGUUCGACACACUCAUCCCGAAGCCCAUCAUCCAGCGGUACCUCAACCUGUUGAUGGAGCACCGUCGUAUCAUCCUCUCAGGACCCAGUGGCACCGGCAAAUCCUUCCUGGCUGCCAAGCUGGCCGAGUACAUCAUUUCCCAGAUGGGACUUGAGGUGACUGAGCACAACGUGGCCAGCUUCAACGUGGACCAGAACUCCAGCAAGGAUCUGCGUCAGUACCUGUCCAACCUGGCCGAGCAGUGCAACUCCGAGGAGACGGACACAGAGCUCCCCACUGUGGUCAUCCUGGACAACCUCCACCACAUCGGCUCCCUCAGUGACAUAUUCAACGGUUUCCUCAACUGCAAGUAUCACAAAUGCCCGUAUGUUAUUGGGACCAUGAACCAGGGAGUUUCCUCUUCUCCUAACCUCGAGCUACACCACAACUUCAGGUGGGUGCUGUGCACCAACCACACCGAGCCCAUCAAGGGGUUCCUGGGCCGCUUCCUGCGCCGAAAGCUGAUUGAGACGGAGAUCCACAAAAACAUGCGCAGCAAUGACUUGAUUAAGAUCAUCGACUGGAUCCCCAAGACCUGGCAGCAUCUCAACGGCUUCCUGGAGGCACACAGCUCCUCCGAUGUCACCAUAGGCCCCCGUCUCUUCCUCUCCUGUCCCAUGGAUGUAGAAGGCUCUCGGGUUUGGUUCACUGACUUGUGGAACUACUCUCUGGUGCCCUACCUGCUGGAAGCUGUCAGGGAAGGGCUUCAGCUUUACGGCAAAAGAGCAGCAUGGGAGGAUCCAUCCAAGUGGGUGAAUGACACGUAUCCAUGGAACGCUGCCUCGCUGCAGCAGGAAGGCCAGUCGCUGCUCCAGCUGAGGCCAGAGGAUGUGGGAUAUGACGGCUACAGCUCGUCCAAGGAGGGAGCCUCCUCCAAGCAAGUGUCUCAGAGUGACACCGAGGGAGACCCACUGAUGAAUAUGCUGCUACGGCUGCAGGAGGCAGCUAACUACUCCAGCACGCAGAGCUGUGACAGCGACAGCACCAGUCACCAUGACGACCAGCUGGACUCCUCUUUGGAGUCGGCACUAUGAGAGCGCGAGCUGCGCCGGGACACGCAGCGCCCUCGGACCCCUUGAACGCGGGAACAUUUGAACCUCCAUCACUGUCAGACCUGACCCCUGCAGUGCACAGAUGUAUGAUAUAUGAAAAGUUUUAUUAUCCAAAAAUGGUAUAUUCAACAUUUCAAAGUAAACACAUAUUUUCUACAUGAUGAUGGUGCAAUAUUAAAUCAAAUUAUUCUAUGUUUUAAAGAGCAGCCGCCGACCUGAGUAAAAUGUAAAACAAUCAUACAGGUUGGAUCAUUUCCAUUUUGCUGACAUCAAAUAGUGACGUUGGCAUGUCAUUUUUAAUGGAUGUAUAACAUUUUACAAAUACAACUUUUCAUAUAUGUGCAGGCGGGAUGUUCCUCCGAAGUAGACCUUCGUGGAGUAAAACAUUUGUGCUCAGCCAUGAUGAGCCACAGUAUACUCCAUCAAUUGAACUUUGGGUGUCAAAACUCCAGGGUGUCAGAGAAAUGAGAGAAAGCCAAGAGGUGGACGCGACGUAUUAUUUAAAACCAAGUUAUAUCUUCAGAUGUUUACAAGGGUGAGGGCAUGUUUUCUCUUUUUUUACGUCUUUCCUUGUUUACAGAGGUGCUUCUCACACACACACACACACAAACAUACACAUAUAAAUGCACUUACACACAGGCAGCAGUGGGAGACUUUCCUUUAAUCAGAGGUUUUAAUCAGUUCAAGUCCUACUUUGACCAGUAAUCCAGCCCGCCAAAGUGUCCUUGAGCAAGGCACAGUACCUCGACCACCUGUGAGGUACUUGAUGUGCGACCUGAAGGAGGCAGGGCGGAGGACAACACUGGAAAGUGUUUUUUGGGGGUGAUGCAAUGCCCCCUGGUGGCGAUGUGGUAGGCUCUCAGCUGUUAAAAACCGUGGCCAUGAAACCACUGAUUGUUGAUCUUUGCGUCCAAAUUGGGUUCAUCGCAUCGAUUAUCGAAUCCGAUUGAUUCGGUGUUUCGAUCAUGUCAGCUAAAGUCAAAAAAGACAGCUCAACUGGUUCUUCACAAGUUACUGUUUUAGAAUCAGGUUUAGGGCUAAAGGACACGUUUUUUUUUGUGUAUCACCUUUCUUGUGUCUGGACUUUUUCUAAACAUAAAAUAUUGUGCAGGCAAUGACGAUGUGAGGCUCCACACCCCAAUUAGAGUCACAACACUAACAUUGUCAUAACAUCCUGGCACGCACGCACACACACGCACACACACGCACACAAACACACACGCACACACGCACACACACACACACACACACACACACACACACACACAUACACACAUACAUACACACACACAGCUCAGUGGUCAGUUUAGGUGGUGCUGGCUUCCUGCCCUGAACCUCACCAGUGUCAGGCACUGCCAAGCCGCUCCUCACUGGCCUGCAUGGCAACAAGCACAACGAAAGCGCAUUGUCUGUGUCAUCCAGCCACAUUGCUACUGUGAAGAAAAAGAUGGUGAAGUGCCAAUGUUUCUCUUUGAUUUACUGCCAAAUGCACACUCACACACACUCACGCACUCACACACAAACACACAGAAUGCAGAGCUGACCAUGGCUGUAGACUUAGAUGAAGUGUUUUUUGGCCUUUCCUCGCAUCUGAAGCAUGUUGGGUCAACACGCAACUGUAUCAGUUGAUCAUUCACUAAACCCCUCCCCCCGUACAACGAUUGUCCAAUCACGUCUGUCAAGCUUUGGAUUUGUCCGCCUGUCCGACGCUCAGCUUUGACAACGUUUUAUCGCGCUGUCAUUUUCCAAAACUGUAAGGAACAGAGCAACUGGCGUGAUUACUGUAACUGCGCUAAAUUUAGCGGCAUGAUUUUAGAUUUGUUAAAAUCUGUCUAAAAAGUUUUAGACAUAUAAAUCCACUCAUCCAAGACUUUCGUUUUUAAAAACCAAUUAGAAAGAACCAGCUAGAAAGAUGAACAAGUCAGAGACAGUGUUUUCAACCAACUCCUGAUGGUAACGCUAAGAUUUACAAGAGUUAAACAUACUACUGUUAUUAUUGUAAACUGAAGAGGUGCAUAAAUGAAAAGCUUGACAGACAUAGUAGUAACAGUAACGAAGGGGGUGGGGCUUGGCAAAUGGUCAGUUGCAAAUAGCUGAAUACCUGUGGCAACCUGCGUGGACAGCCGAGCUGGUGGAUUUGGCUGCAACAACGGGGUUCAUUCAGACAGCAUCAGGAAAACUAGACCAGCUUAUUUUAUCACUCCAACACACUGUUUGUCAGUCAACAAAAUAUCAGUGAUACUGAAUAUAGAAUGAUGCAAGCCGACAGCUUUGAAAUUUCUCAUUUGAGAGACGUCAUCUGGGCUAAAUGGUACCAAAAAAAGAAGAAGAAAAGAAUCAGAAGUAUUGUUAAAAAUGGAAAUUCAAAAGUUCAGCCCGGGUGCUGAAUAGGGGAACAAUGAACUGGUGCUUUCUCACUGCCUUAAAUGUGCAAAUGUUUGGGAGGCAUCUCCUCCUCCCACUGGCUAUAGUGAGAAAAAGUUGGAUGAUGAUGAUGAUGAUCUGCUUCCUCCUACAUGAAAGAUGCUGCUUGUAGUUGGAAAGAGCCUCUUCAGUUUGUGGUCAAUCCCUCUCCCUCCAAACCGCCCCUUCUUGUUUCUGACAGUGGAAGUUUAAAAGAAUUGUUGCUGUAUUUGAAUUUAAAACUGACCAAUAUUGUAAAAAAAAUUUUUUUUUUAAAGGGAUAGGGUAUUUUUUAGUUGUUUUGCGCCCAGUUGAGCUGGGUUCACUUGAACAGAAAGGAGCACAACCAAACUGUUUUGGGGUUUUGUAGCCCUUACGAGCAUGUUUUGAAGCUUUUUCAAGGGGGAUGCAUUGACGAAGAGACCUUUACCUUUAUGUAUGCGUGCAUUGGACGGAAGCCAUUUUGAAUUUCGAUUGUCCUCUCUUUGUUCAACGAGUGGGUUGGUUUUGCACACUUUGAGGUCGGGGCGGGUUGUAAAUACUUAAGUCUUGCACAGUGAAUCAAAAAAUGCAUUCUGCCCGGUCGAUGUUACAAUACGCUUAAUCCGCUGAGUAAAUUAUUGUACUUAAAAAAUGUUUAAAAAACA